AUGGAGCAGCCAGUGGCUCAGGCUACCGCUGACGCUUCGUCGACCUCAGCGCAGUCUACACGGACAAGCAGUGUUUCACCAGGCGUGCCUAAGAGGCGAAUCCCAAAGGUGCACAAGAAAAACGAGCGUGGCGAAACACCACUACACGUGGCAGCACGAAAAGGUGAGCAUCGGCAAUGCAAGAAAUUGAUCCAGGACGGAGCGCUUGUGGAUGCACGUGAUUAUGCGGGACUGACGCCGCUGCACGAAGCAUGCUAUCACGGACAUUUCAAAGUUGCCAGACUUCUCAUAAGCAAUGGUGCGGAUGUAAAUGCGGUGUCUGAGUAUGACGAUGACACGCCGCUGCAUGAUGCUGUAGCAAGUGCAAGUGAAAAGGUUGGCAUGCUUUCGUUAGAAGUUGCACUGGAAGCUUUACUUUAUAUGAUUUAUGGCCUGGUUUGGCUGCUGCUUCAUUCGGGUGCCGAUCGCAAUCGCUCUGACAGUGAUGGAAGACAACCGAUUGAUAUUUGCCGCCCGGAAUGCACGGGCAUCAGAACUCUCCUGCUUUCGCCCACUGUUCCGGAUCGAUGUCCCGGUGACGAAUCGCCCUCUUUGAGCCCGUCAAGUUCAACUCAUUGUGUAUGUUACACAAAUUAG
Gongylonema pulchrum is the source of this 636-nucleotide messenger RNA. The record is from the annotation of a GenBank genome assembly. NCBI's taxonomy places the organism in Eukaryota, Metazoa, Nematoda, Chromadorea, Rhabditida, Gongylonematidae.